AUGCGCAUCGUCCACGAAUCGCAUAAAUUAACCGAGACCGGGCUCGGCCAGGGCGGGACCCCGGAGGACACGAACUUGGCCCCGGAGAUGGAAGUCACCAGCGAGGGGUCCUGGCUUGCCGAUCUGGGCGGGGAUACGUGGGCGACGGAGGGGAUCGAUCCGCAACUGCUCACCUCCGCCGCUGGGAUUUUCGCCCAGUGCGUCGCACCCGAAGACAAUGAGGAAGGAUUUGGACUGGAUAAUUGCAGUUUAAUCAUUCUUGAGCGACGAGCAUAG
Molecule: messenger RNA, 276 nt
Organism: Phytomonas sp. Hart1
Lineage: Eukaryota; Euglenozoa; Kinetoplastea; Trypanosomatida; Trypanosomatidae
Source: the annotation of a GenBank genome assembly